UUACCUUUGAUUGACAAAACUACCCAUCUUCUCCUUUGCCGUGGCCGAUGGAUGCCUGUCCGAUACCACGAGCAAAUCUACUCCACCUCCGAGGUUUUAACUGUAAUCGCACACCCACCGCGAUCAACGUCUGCAUAUAUCUUAUUCCUAAUAUCGUCACUCACCAGACUGGAAGCCCACCCUCUGCGAAUUGAUAUUAUCGGGAAAGAUGGCAAGGAAAUUCUUCGUCGGCGGAAACUGGAAAUGCAAUGGAACCACUCAGGAGGUGAAGAAGAUCGUGGCCACACUUAACGAAGCCCAAGUGCCCCCACCAGAUGUCGUGGAGGUCGUGGUAAGUCCUCCAUUUGUUUUUCUUCCAUUGGUAAAAAGUUUGUUGAGGCCUGAUUUUCAAGUUGCGGCACAAAAUUGUUGGGUCAAAAAUGGAGGUGCAUAUACUGGGGAGGUUAGUGCAGAAAUGCUUGUCAAUUUGGGAAUUCCUUGGGUAAUUCUUGGUCAUUCUGAGAGAAGACUCCUCUUGAAUGAGUCAAAUGAGUUUGUUGGAGAUAAGGUUGCAUAUGCACUUGCACAAGGUUUGAAGGUGACUGCCUGUGUUGGAGAGACUCUCGAGCAGCGGGAAUCUGGAUCUACUAUGGACGUUGUUGCUGCACAAACUAAAGCAAUUGCAGACUGUGGUUCGAACUGGGCAAAUGUUGUUUUGGCCUACGAGCCUGUGUGGGCUAUUGGUACUGGGAAGGUUGCAACUCCAGCUCAGGCUCAGGAAGUACAUUUUGAAUUGAGGAAAUGGCUUCAUGCAAACACCAGUCCUGAAGUUGCUGUGUCAACCCAGAUUAUUUACGGAGGUUCUGUUAAUGGGGCAAACUGCAAGGAAUUGGCAGCUCAGCCUGAUGUUGAUGGCUUCUUGGUUGGGGGAGCUUCUCUAAAGGUAACGAUAUUGUUGCUUUUAUAUUUGUUCUUUUACAAUCUUCCCUUUUCACGCCCUUAUUUUUUAUUCCCCUCUUUGCACUCAUCAGCGGGAGUUCAUUGACAUUAUCAAGUCUGCUGAGGUUAAGAAAAGUUCCUAAGCUUGGAACCAUGUGUGAGUAGGCGAGACCCCCUUACGGUUUCGUGCUAUAUACCCAUGCAAUAAAAUAUGAAAUUACCCUUUUUUUUCUUGAUGAAUUUGAGAGAGAGAGUUCUGUUUUAUAUCCAAGUCAGCAUUGCAGACUGUACGUGUUUUGGUUGUAUGCAUGUGUUUGAAUUUUUGCCUGGUUGAUAUUGAAAUUAAACUUGCAUUUUGUCCUCCCUUCUCGCUGAAGUAAGCCAGGGCAGGAGAAUUGGCUUUCAUUAGAACCAUCAUAUAGAUAGAUAUA
Juglans microcarpa x Juglans regia is the source of this 1349-nucleotide messenger RNA. RefSeq names its product triosephosphate isomerase, cytosolic-like. The coding region runs from base 209 to 1024 and encodes 271 amino acids. Lineage: Eukaryota; Viridiplantae; Streptophyta; Magnoliopsida; Fagales; Juglandaceae. Gene Ontology annotation, molecular function: triose-phosphate isomerase activity. Gene Ontology annotation, biological process: gluconeogenesis; glycolytic process; glycerol catabolic process. The transcript has 8 exons. The record is from RefSeq and is a predicted model, not a curated record. Gene Ontology annotation, cellular component: cytosol.